AUGUUUUACUCUUAUUCCCGACAGGCGCUUGGAAUCGCCAUUGGUGUUCUGGCACUCCUCCAAGGCGCUGAUGCCGCGACCUGGAAGGACUACAAGCCUCAAAGCCGCACGCCAAGUUCAUGUCCUGAUUAUGUCGAUUAUUCGCAGAAACCCCAUGCUCCGUUAUCAUCAGGAAAGCUCAAGCUGCCGUUCAUGAGACCUAGUGAGAAGUGCAGAACUUUCACGAGUCCCGCCGUCGAAAAAGUUAUAACCGAUAUCAAGAAGCGCGUCAAAAACCCUGACCUAGCGCGUCUUUUCGAAAAUACCUUUCCGUCCACGCUCGACACGACGGUCAAGUACUUUGAUGCGAAAAAGAACCUUGCUUUUAUUGUGACUGGCGACAUUACUGCUCAAUGGCUGCGUGAUACAGGCAAUCAGUUUGCUCACUUGUACAAGCUGCUGCCUCAAGACAAGAACCUUCAAGCGCUUAUCAAGGCCAUCAUCAACACGGAGGCGAGGUACAUCUCUGAAUACCCAUAUUGUGGUGCUUUUCAGCCGCCACCUGAGAGUGGCUUGAGUCCCUCUGUGAACGACUAUGCCCAGCUCGUUACCGUCAAUCCUCCUGUCAAUAAUCAGACCGUCUUUGAGUGUAAAUACGAACUCGACUCCCUUGCGGGCUUCCUAAAGAUCGCCCGCUCCUACUAUGACAACACACAUGACUCCUCCUUCAUCAAUGACAACUUCAAGGAUGCAAUGAAGCAAAUCCUCCGAGUCAUCGACGAACAGUCCCAAAGCACAUGGGCUAAUGACUGGGACUACAUCAGCUACUACAACUGGACAGGACAGGCAGGUUCACUCUCACCACCAGUACCAAACAGCGGAAAUGGCGAGCCAAAGCUAGCCAACGGCCUUGUAGCGUGCAGUCACCGCCCUUCUGAUGACUUGAGUGUUUUCAACUACAUCACCUCCGACAAUGCCAUGAUGUCUGUGGAGCUUGACAACGUAGCCACCGUACUAGGCAAAGUCGGCAACCAGAAGAGUCUCUCUGGCACACUGCGUCGCCACGCGAAGACAAUUCGUCAAGCAGUGUGGAACCACACUAUUACUUCUAAUGGCAUUUUCGCAUACGAGACUAAUGGCUAUGGCGGGCAGUACAUCAUGGACGAUGCAAACGUUCCCAGUCUAGUCUCACUCCCCUACCUAGGCUUUCUCAAACAGGACAAUCCAACAUACAAAAAGACAAAGUCUGCACUUUUCUCACGCGCAAACCCAUACUACGCAGUCGGGAAGACCUUCAGUGGUAUUGGCGGACCGCACGCCAACGCCACAAACCCAUGGCCAAUGGCACACGUCUCGGCCAUUUAUGGCUCAGACAACGAUAAGGAAAUCACCGAGCGACUGAAUAUUAUUCUGGAGAACACCUCUGGGCUGGGCCUUAUCCAUGAGAGCGUUAAUAUCUACAACUCGACUGUUUUCACAAGACCGUGGUUUGCCUGGGCGAAUAGCUAUUUCGCUGAGAUGGUGCUUGACUUGGCAGAGAGGAAACCUGGCUUGAUUUUCAAGGACGAUAAGCCAUAUGUUAUUGGAAAGUGA
Molecule: messenger RNA, 1572 nt
Organism: Fusarium sp. VM40
Lineage: Eukaryota; Fungi; Ascomycota; Sordariomycetes; Hypocreales; Nectriaceae
Source: the annotation of a GenBank genome assembly